CUACUUGUCCUUAUCUGUAUCACUCACUCACUCACUCUGUCUUUCCUUCUAUCACUCAUUAGUAACUCAUUAGUACCAAAAUACCAAACUACCGCAUCAUCAUCUUCAAUUCUUCGCAUAAACCCUUGUUGGAGUUGUUGCAAAUUGUUUGUAAAAAUGUUGAAAACAUCAGAAAUAGUGGAGAAAUUGAAAUUAAAGUCCCACCCAGAUGGUGGAUUUUACAUUGAGACAUUCAGAGACAAUUCUGUCACUCUCUCCAAAUCUCUCCUUCCUCCUCAAUACAAGGUGGACCGGGCUGUUAGCACUGCCACUUACUUCUUGCUGCCUUCUGGGAGCGUGGCGCAUAUCCACCGUGUUCCUUGUGCUGAAACCUUUCACCAUUACAUGGGAGAUCCUCUUACGGUGAUAGAAUUGAAUGAAAUGAACGGAGAGGUCAAGUUAACUCGCGUUGGGCCUAACCUACUUGAGAAUGAGCAACCACAAUACACAGUGCCUCCUUUCACUUGGUUUGGUUCGUUUCCAACAAAAGAUGUUAUCAUUUCUGAAGAUGGUUCACAUAUUGAAGUCACACCCAGAGAUGCUGAGAAAUACUACUCUCUAAUGGGGGUCACUUGUGCACCUGCUUUCCAUUAUGAAGACUCACAAUCGUCGAAGCGAAGUGAGCUUGUUGCAAAGUUUCCCAAGUAUGAGUCCCUUAUCUCCCUUCUCACCAUCUGAUUAACUCUUAAUUAUAAUCUUAAUUAAAGAGAUCGAUCUAUGUUGUGUGUGGGGGUUCGGCAUGAUCAUUGUACUAAAUAAAUGUGUCAAUUGAAAGUAGAUGUCUCUGAUAAACACUUUGAUAUGAGAAUAUCAAGAAAAGUUGUACUUUCAAGAUUUUAUUUAUCUAUUACUACUCCUUCCGUCUAUAAAAGAUAGCUCGGUAUUCAUUUCUUA
Molecule: messenger RNA, 933 nt
Organism: Spinacia oleracea (spinach)
Lineage: Eukaryota; Viridiplantae; Streptophyta; Magnoliopsida; Caryophyllales; Amaranthaceae
Exons: 3
Cellular component (GO): intracellular anatomical structure
Source: RefSeq, a predicted model, not a curated record